GUGCUCUUCGGGAGACGCCGGAGCGAUCGCGAGCAGCAAGCGAGAAGAUGGGGAUCGCCGCCGCCGCCGCCGCCGCCAAGCACCUCCUCCUCCUUCUCCUCAUCUCCAUUGCUCCUCUAGCGCUGGCCGAUCAGCUGAGCCCCAAGGAGUGCGAGGAUCUUGGCUUCACUGGCCUCGCCCUCUGCUCCGAUUGCAACACCUUCGCCGAGUACGUUAAGAACGAUCAUGAACUGGUAUCUGACUGCCGAAAAUGUUGCACAGACGAUUCGGAUGACUCCAUGAGUAAGGUUACAUUUUCUGGCGCAAUUUUGGAGAUAUGCAUGAGAAAAUUGGUUUUCUAUCCUGAAAUAGUGGGAUUCAUUGAGGAAGACAAAGAUGAAUUUCCAUCUGUGAAAGUUCAAUAUGUGUACGGUUCUCCCCCAAAACUACUAAUGCUGGGUGAUGAUGGUUUUCAAAAUGAAAGCAUAAGAAUCGACAACUGGAAACGGGAAAACAUUCGGCGAUUCCUGAAGGAGAAGGUGAAGCCUGAUCUAUCAGCAAACUGAUAAACCCCAUCAGGUUCCUGCUUUACAACAACAACAACAUUCAGAUGUGCUGUAUCUUUUUCUAGAUUGUUAAUUUUCUUAAUUUGGUCUCAUAAACCACAAGAUCAAAAUAAAAAUUAUUAUUGUUAUUGUACUUGGAUUAAUUUAGUUGCUACUUUCUAUUUCUUUGGAGACUGAAAAAAAUCAGUUGCUUUAUGUUCAAAA
This is a messenger RNA of Dioscorea cayenensis subsp. rotundata (Guinea yam), 749 nucleotides long. Its product is annotated as selenoprotein F. Lineage: Eukaryota; Viridiplantae; Streptophyta; Magnoliopsida; Dioscoreales; Dioscoreaceae. The record is from RefSeq and is a predicted model, not a curated record. Gene Ontology annotation, cellular component: endoplasmic reticulum lumen. Bases 48 to 545 code for a protein of 165 amino acids. The transcript has 4 exons. Gene Ontology annotation, molecular function: oxidoreductase activity.